Messenger RNA from Balearica regulorum gibbericeps (East African grey crowned-crane), 502 nucleotides. The record is from RefSeq and is a predicted model, not a curated record. NCBI's taxonomy places the organism in Eukaryota, Metazoa, Chordata, Aves, Gruiformes, Gruidae.
CUGAAAGAUGAGAUAGCAGAAGUGACAAAUGAGAUUGAGAACCUGGGGUCCACGGAGGAGAGGAAAAACAUGCAGAGGAACAAGCAGGUGGCGAUGGGCAGGAAGAAGUUCAACAUGGAUCCCAAGAAGGGCAUCCAGUUCCUGAUCGAGAACGACCUGCUGAAGAACACAUGCGAGGAUAUUGCUCAGUUCCUUUACAAGGGAGAGGGCCUCAACAAGACAGCCAUCGGUGACUACCUGGGCGAGAGGCAGUUCCUGUGGAGCUUCCGGCUGCCUGGGGAGGCGCAGAAGAUUGACCGGAUGAUGGAGGCCUUCGCCCAGCGGUAUUGCCAGUGCAACCCUGGUGUCUUCCAGUCCACAGGUGAGCGCCUGCCCCGGCCCCUCUCCUCGAAUCUCUAUGAGAGCAUCAAGAAUGAACCCUUCAAAAUCCCCGAGGAUGACGGCAAUGACCUCACCCACACGUUCUUCAACCCCGACCGGGAGGGCUGGCUCCUGAAGCUCG